AUGAAUGAUACGACAACUACAACUACAACAACUAAUCAUAAUGCAAUGAUGAUGGAUCCUCCUACAGAUGAUACAACAACUACUACUACAAAGUCUCAAAUACAUUCAAAUACGAUGAAAUCGUUAAAGGAUUUAAAUGUAGCAGACACUAAACAAUUGAGUUCUGUUCUAUAUGGAAGAAAAGCUUCUACUUUCUUAGGUAUAUUUAGAGAUACCGAUACUUUAACGACAAAGAAUAAUGAAAUUGAACAAAUGAAACAGACUAGCACUACCCAUGAUUCAUCGAUUAAAAAUAAAGACAUAUUGAUAGAACAAUCUUCUGAUAAAAAAUCGAUGUCGUCGUCGUCGCAGGUGAAAACUUCAAGAAGGCGUGCGAUGUCAAGGAUCGAUGAUUCGCUUCGGAUAUCUCCAAUCUUGACACAUCCCACAUUGGCUACAAAUAUAAUACCGACAGCAACAGCAACGUCUAAUAGAUCGUCAUCACAACAUAGAGGUAGGCAUAAUUCGCGGCAUCGUUCUCUUUCGAAUCAUUCUGAUUUGACAUUGAAACCUGUCUCGUCAGCAACUUAUUACCCACAUAAAUCCAAGACGAAUCCUAAUUCUAAAGAUGAUGCAUCCCAAGAUGAUAUUAAUGUUGAUAUGGAUGAUCAUAAUAAUAAUAAUAAUAUCGAUCGUUCUAAUCAUAUUGAUAAUGUAAUUGAAGGAACAUCACUACAAAAUUCUAUAUCGAUUAAAAAUGAUGAUAAUACUGCAAUCUUGCCAUCUAAUUUAACUGCAAAUGUUCAAUUGAAUAACGUAAAUCAAGAUCAAAAUAAUAAUUUAAUGGAUAAGCAUCCAAAAAUAAAUAAUGAUUUGAUCGUGAAUGAACAAAAUGAUAUAAAUAUGGAUAAAAUAGAUAACCAAGAGGAAGCCAUUGAUGAUGCAGAUGAUAAUGACUACGAUGAAGAAGACGAUGAAGAAGAUGAUGAUAAAGAAUAUCCUCUUGCAGUAGAGUUGAAACCUUUCACCAACAAAGUUGGUGGUCAUACAGCAAUUUUUAGGUUCUCAAAAAGAGCAGUUUGUAAAGCGCUAGUGAAAAGAGAAAAUCGUUGGUAUGAGACGAUGGAACAAACAAACAAUAAAUUAUUGAAAUUCAUGCCGAGAUAUAUCGGUGUUUUAAACGUUAGACAACAUUUUAGUUCAAAGGAAGAUUUCUUAAGUCAAAUUCCAACAACAAAUAAAGCCACAGAGACCAAAGAGACUCCAUUAGAAGCACAAUCGACUGGAGACAAUCUUAUGGGGGCUCCAUUGCAUCAUGUUCAUUCGAUUGUGACAUCAUCACCUCAUAGGGUCCUUGAAAACCCAAAUCGAGGUAUCCCAAGUCUUUCAAGGACCAUGUCAUCAGCAUCGGGCUACGAUUGUUCAUUCCCAGAAGUUGUCAUAGAUGAUAAUAAACAUAUUAUGCCGGACUCCCUAUGGGAUAGAUACGCUCAAUCUUCAGAUUCGAAUUCUCGUAGAGAAAGUUUUUCUGAAAAACAAGGAAAUGGGUUUCGUAAUUCAGAUUCAGGUUAUACUACAAUUAAUACAAAAUUAAAAGAUUUAAUUCUACAAGAAGUGUUUGCACCAGUUCAUAACGUUAAAGGUCAUGAAAACAAAUUUAAUAAAAGGUCGGCUUGUGAAACUCCUACCAGAACUGUAUCUGGUAAGUAUAUGAAGAAAAAAAGUAGAUCAUCCUCCUCAUCAUCCUCAUCUUCAUCUCAAGGCGCACGAGCUUUAAGAAGUUCUUUAAGACGUGACUCAAUUUUUUCUUUAAAGGAUGACCAAGUAUCUACUUCACCUCUGAUGAAUAAAUCUACAAAAGACACAAUCUCGAAUGCCAUUGAUUCUUCUCAUUCCAUGAUGGAUUUGGAGCAAUUCCAUAAAAAGGCAUCAGCAAGGGAAAAUGCAGAUAACAUUGAGGAUGAACAAUAUACUCGUAGGCAUAUACAUUCUCACUCCCAUUCUAAUUGUAAAGGUGGCACUAGACGUAAUUCUAGACAUCGUCAUAGCAUAGAUGAGGGGUGUCCCAUUCAGGAUAGUUCAAAUGGUAGAAGUGAGCACCCUGAGGAUAAUAACAACAAUAACGUUGAUUCUGGACCUCUCUCUGAAUCUAUUUCCUUUGAAGAAAACACAGAUACUAUUGUCUCUAAAUUUAUUUUAUUGGAGGAUCUAACUAGACAUAUGACUAAACCAUGUGUCCUUGACUUAAAGAUGGGGACAAGGCAAUAUGGUGUUGAUGCAGCUCCUACAAAGCAAAGAUCUCAAAGGAAUAAAUGUCUGAAGACUACAUCGAGGAAACUUGGUGUUAGAGUAUGUGGUCUAAAAGUUUGGGAUACCGAUUAUUACAUUAAGAAAGACAAAUAUUUUGGACGUCGUGUUAGAAUUGGAUGGCAAUUUGUGAGGACUCUUGCAAGGUUUUUGUAUGAUGGAGAAUCAGUAAAAAGUAUUGUUAGAUUGAUUCCAAGACUUGUGAAAGAGAUCGACCAACUGGCUUUAGAAGUAUCUAAUCUAAAGGGAUUCCGGUUAUAUGGUGCAUCCUUAUUAUUGAUGUACGAAGGUGAUAAACAAGAACUUAAUAAUCAAUCAGUUGAUGGAACUAAAAAAAUGGUUAAGAUAAAAGUAAACUUAAUUGAUUUUGCCAAAUGUGUCACAAGAGAGGAUUUAGAAGAAGGGAUUAAUAAUAAUACGUUUGCAGUUCCUCCAAGAUAUCCAAGUUCCAUAGAUCAAGGAUUUUAUAGAGGCUUGAAAAGUCUAAAGUUUUAUUUAAUGAUCUUGUGGAGUUAUCUUACAAUUGAUGAACCUAUGGUUACUAAUGAGAAGGAUUUGAGGAAUCUGUUAGAUGAGAAAGCAGAACUAUUUGAAAAAUCUUGGGAUUGGUUAGAUGAAUUUGAUAAAGAAAACGAGCAAGAGUUCAACGAUCCUGAAAGUGAACUUAGAACAAAAUGGCGUAAAUACGAAUUAAUCUUCGAUGUUGAGCCAAGAUACAAUAAUAACGAAGAAGUUAGUGACUAG
This is a messenger RNA of Maudiozyma barnettii, 3030 nucleotides long. It is a transcript of the gene KCS1, whose product is annotated as inositol polyphosphate kinase KCS1. Gene Ontology annotation, biological process: phosphatidylinositol phosphate biosynthetic process; inositol phosphate biosynthetic process. The record is from RefSeq and is a predicted model, not a curated record. NCBI's taxonomy places the organism in Eukaryota, Fungi, Ascomycota, Saccharomycetes, Saccharomycetales, Saccharomycetaceae. Bases 1 to 3030 code for a protein of 1009 amino acids. Gene Ontology annotation, molecular function: inositol hexakisphosphate kinase activity. The transcript has a single exon. Gene Ontology annotation, cellular component: cytoplasm; nucleus.